Messenger RNA from Mirounga angustirostris (Northern elephant seal), 1383 nucleotides. Its product is annotated as lipoxygenase homology domain-containing protein 1-like. NCBI's taxonomy places the organism in Eukaryota, Metazoa, Chordata, Mammalia, Carnivora, Phocidae. The record is from RefSeq and is a predicted model, not a curated record. Bases 1 to 1383 code for a protein of 460 amino acids. The transcript is spliced from 12 exons. Gene Ontology annotation, molecular function: protein binding.
AUGGCGGCCUCCCAAUCUCCACCCUGGAGGAUCAAGAACUCGGGGCCUCGCUUCUCAGUGACCAUCCAACACAUGAAGAGCAAGAAGACCCUAGAUUUUGCAGCAAAUGCAUGGUUCUCUCAAAUGCAUGCUGAGGGGGAUGUUGUCUGUGAGCUUCCUGUAGUACAACAAGGACAAGCCAUUUUUCCAUUAGUGAGAUACCAUGUUGAUGUCCAUACUGGGCAAUUGAAGCGAGCAGAAACAGAGUCUGAAGUUUCCCUGUGUCUCUGUGGAGAGAGGGGAGACUCUGGUCUUAGACUACUGGACAAAUCUAACAUGCCAGUAAAAUUUCGAAGAGGACAGACCGAUACAUUUCAAGUGGAAGCAGUGUCACUUGGAAAACUGCAGAAGGUGCUGUUGCGCUGCGAGGCCAGUGAGGAAUCCCAGUACUGGUAUUGUGAGAAGGUCGUGGUCAGAGAACCUGGCACUGCAUCUGAGUCCGUCUUCACCUGUGAAAGAUGGCUUCCCUUUAUGUCUCAGGGCAUAAUUCAUUCAGAAAUUGAACUUUAUCUUCAAGAAAUGCAAAUAAAUCAUCAACCUAAAAUACAAGAGGAAGCAACUGAAGGAGAUUGGAAGGUGACCGUUGUCACUGGGGAUCUUGAAAAUGCCGGCACCACGGCGACAGUAUCCCUUUAUGUCUAUGGAGAAGCAACAUGUUCAGGUCCUAUUAUUUUGGGAUCUGGGAAAUAUCAGCUGUUUAAUCCUAACAGUGCAGAUAUAUUCAAGAUUAAUCUUAAAGAUAUUGGUGAAAUCUAUAAAGUACGCAUCGGACAUGACAACAGUGGAAAGGAUCCCGCGUGGUAUCUGGAAGAAAUUAGUCUUGAGGAUAUAGACACAUGUGAGGUGUUUUGUCUAGCUGUUGACUCCUGGAUAGCUGAGAAUGAAAAUGGUGGCAAUCUAUGGAAAGAAAUGCCCAUUGCAAGAACUAAUAAAGCACCUUUACCAGUGGUGGUUUAUGAGAUCUACAUGUACACGGGCAGGAAGCCAGGUGCAGAGACAGAGUCUAAUGUGCUUAUCAACCUCAUUGGCACCAGAGGAGAUUCAGGUAACCGAAGGCUUCAUCAAUCCCAAAAUAACAAAGUCAAGUUUCGGCGUGGACAGGUUGAUAUUUUUUCCAUCGAGGCAGUGUCUCUUGGAAAACUGAAGAAAGUUCUGAUUAGUCACGAUGGGACAGGUCCAGGUAAUGGAUGGUUUCUUGAGAGUAUUGUUGUUAAAUCUGAAGAGGAAGAUGGCAUUCAAGAGGUGCUGUUUCCAUGCAACCGAUGGCUAGAUGAGUACCAAGAUGAUGGCAGGACUGAACGAGUAUUGUUCGCAGAAAGUAGCUACCAUGAAGGAGGAGACUGA